GAGACGACGCGCGGCGCCAUGGAGCCCGCGGCGGAGACGCGGCAGCAGCGCGGCAGGAGGAAGAAGAAGCCCAAGGAGACCCGCACCGUGCGCCCCGACACCGGGGGGCUCGAGCAGAACCCGAACCGGCACUACGCCAGCAACCGGAUCAAGACCACCAAGUACACGCUGCUGUCCUUCCUGCCCAAGAACCUGUUCGAGCAGCUGCACCGCUUCGCCAACGUGUACUUCGUGUUCAUCGCGCUGCUCAACUUCGUGCCGCUGGUCAGCGCGUUCCAGCCCGAGCUCGCGCUCGCCCCGGUGGUCUUCAUCCUGUCCGUCACCGCCAUCAAGGACCUGUGGGAGGACUACCGGAGGCACCGGUCCGACACCGAGAUCAACCACAUGGACUGCCUGGUCUACAGCCGGGCGGAGCGGCGCUACGUGGAGCGGUUCUGGAAGGCGGUCCAGGUGGGCGACUUCGUGCGGCUGCGCUGCAACGAGGUUCUGCCGGCCGACGUCCUGCUGCUGAGCUCCAGCGACCCGGACCGGCUCUGCCACCUGGAGACCGCCACGCUGGACGGGGAGACCAACCUCAAGCAGAGGCAGGUGGUCCGCAGCCCCUCUGACCUGGACUGUGAGUUCGACCCGUUGAAGUUUCACAGCGUCGUUGAAUGUGAGAAGCCGAACAACAACCUGAACCGGUUCCGAGGAUACAUCCUCCACCCCAGUGGCAGCAGAGACGCCCUCUCCAAGGACAACCUGCUGCUGAGAGGCUGCACGGUGCGCAACACGGAGGAGGCGGUGGGCCUCGUCAUCUAUGCAGGUCACGAGACCAAAGCCAUGCUGAACAAUACCGGUCCGCGCUACAAGCGCAGCAAGCUGGAGCGCCAGAUGAACAUGGACGUGUUCUGGUGCCUCGUCGUCCUGCUGAGCCUCAGCCUGGUGGGGGCCACGGGUCAUGGUCUCUGGGUGUUCCAGUACGGGGACAAGAGGCCCGUGUUUGCCGUCCUCAGCCCAGAGGGGGCGGAGCUAUCGCCCGUGGUGGCGUCCGUCUACCUCUUCCUUACCCUCAUCAUCGUCUUGCAGGUGCUGAUCCCCGUGUCCCUGUUCGUGUCCCUGGAGGUGGUGAAGGUGGGCCAGGUGUGGUUCCUGCACCAGGACCAGGACCUGUUUGAUGAGGACUCGGUCUCGGGGGUCCGGGUCCGGGCCCUGAACCCCCUGGAGGACCUCGGCCAGGCGCAGUACGUCUUCUCCGACAAGACGGGGACGCUCACCGACAACAAGAUGGUGUUCCGCCGCUGCACCGUGGGGGGGGUGGAGUACUCCCAUGAUGCCAAUGCUCGUCGGUUGGCUCAGUACCAGGAGGUGGACUCUGAGGAGGAGGAGGCCCCGCCCCCUUGUGGGAGGCGUGACAGCUGCUCCAGCCAGAGGAACUCUGGACCCGUCCUGAAGUCUCACCGGAGGACAGGAAGCCGGGCGGAGGCCAAGAGGGCGAGCAUCCUGUCCAAGCACACGGCCUUCAGCAGCCCCAUGGAGAAGGACGUGACCCCUGACCCUCAGCUGCUGGACAAGGUGAAUGAGUGUGGCGGUCAGAUGGACUUCAUGAGGUUCCACGGCCAGCCGGUGACCCAGCUGACCUCUGACCUCGCCGACAUCAUGGACUUCUUCAUGGCGCUCACCGUCUGCAACACCGUGGUGGUGUCCUCCCCCGACCAGCCGCGGCACAAGGUCCGGAUGCGGUUGGAGUCCAGGUCCCCGGUGAAGACCAUCGAGGACUUCAUCAAGCGCUUCACGCCGAGCCGCCUGACCUCGGGCUCCAGCGGCGGCUCCUCCUCCAGCCUCGCCGCCAGCCGCUCCUCCAACCGGGGCGGCUCCGGCCCGCCGUCCUCGCCCUCCGCCGACGGGACCCUCGCCGAGCUGCGGGAGGAGCGGGCGCCGCUCGGCCCGGCGCCGCCCCGCUACGACGGGACGCCGCUGGGCCCCGUGGGCGGCGAGCUGCGCUACGAGGCCGAGUCGCCCGACGAGGCCGCGCUGGUCUACGCCGCCAGGGCCUACAAGUGCUCGCUGGUGGGGCGCCUCCCGGACCAGGUGACCGUGGAGCUGCCGCACCUGGGGAAGCUGAGCCUGGAGCUGCUGCACACGCUGGGCUUCGACUCCACCAGGAAGCGCAUGUCGGUGGUGGUCCGGCACCCCCUGACGGACCGGAUCACGGUCUACACCAAGGGGGCGGACUCGGCCAUCAUGGACCUCCUCAGACCCCCCGACACGGAGAACUCCAGAGGGCGGCGCCAGAAGAAGGUGAUCAACCGGACCCAGAACUACCUGAACCUCUACGCUGCAGACGGCCUCCGCACGCUGUGCAUCGCCACCAAGGUCCUGAGUAAGGAGCAGUACGCCGGCUGGCUGCAGCGCCACCUGGAGGCUGAGGCGGCCAUCCAGGGACGAGAGGAGCUGCUCUUCAACUCGGCCCUGAGGCUGGAGACCGACCUGCAGCUCCUGGGAGCGACGGGCAUCGAGGACCGGCUGCAGGACGGCGUCCCUGAAGCCAUCGCGGCGCUGCGGCAGGCCGGCCUCCAGAUGUGGGUUCUGACGGGAGACAAACAGGAGACGGCCGUCAACGUGGCGUACGCCUGUAGGCUGCUGGACCCGGAGGAGGAGGUGCUCACCCUGAACGCCGACUCCCAGGAGGCGUGUGCGCUGCUCCUGGAGGAGAGCCUCCACUACAUCCAGACUAAGUUCCUCUCCAGCUCCUCGGACCAGGCCGCCAAGGCCUUCCCCCCCUUCGAGGCCCCGCCCCCCUCCUCGCCCCCCCACGCCGCCGCCUUCACGGUGCACCGGCUGGGCCUGGUGAUCGACGGCCGCACCUUGGCCUUCGCCCUGGACCGCGGUCUGGAGGACCGCUUCCUGGCGGUGGCGAGGAGCUGCCGCUCCGUGCUCUGCUGCCGAGCCACGCCGCUGCAGAAGAGCAGCGUGGUCAAGCUGGUGCGCAGCAAGCUGAAGGUCAUGACCUUGGCCAUCGGUGACGGAGCCAACGACGUCAGCAUGAUCCAGGUCGCAGAUGUGGGCGUCGGCAUCUCUGGACAGGAGGGCAUGCAGGCGGUGAUGGCCAGUGACUUCUCUCUUCCGCGGUUCCGGUUUCUCCAGAAGCUUCUGCUGGUCCACGGCCACUGGAGCUACUCCAGGCUGGCCAACAUGACCCUGUUCUUCUUCUACAAGAACGCUAUGUUCGUGGCGCUGGUCUUCUGGUACCAGUUCUACUGCGGGUUCUCCGGCGCCGCCAUGAUAGACCAGUGGUACCUGGUCUUCUUCAACCUGGUCUUCUCCGCCGCCCCGCAGCUCGUCACCGGGACUCUGGACCAGGACGUCUCGGCCGAGACGCUGCAGCUGCUGCCCCGGCUCUACAGGAGCGGCCAGCACUCGGAGGAGUACAAGCCCUACAUGUUCUGGAUGAACAUGGUGGACGCCGUCUACCAGAGUCUGGUCUGCUUCUUCAUCCCCUACUUCGCCUACGCUGACUCUGACGUGGACGUGUUCACCUGGGGGACCCCCAUCACCACGCUGGCUCUACUCACCAUGCUGGUCCACCUGGGCAUCGAGACCCGGACCUGGACGUGGAUGAACUGGCUGUCCGUGGCGGGCAGCGUGGGCCUGUUCCUCGCCGUGUCUCUGGGCUGCGGCGCCGCCGGCCCGUCCGGCAGCGUGGCCCGGCUGCUGCACGACCCGCUCUACUACCUGCUGUGUGUCCUCACGCCGGUGGCCGCGCUGCUGCCCAGAUAUUUCUACCGGGCGUGUCAGGGCUCGUUGUUCCCCAGCCCCGUCCAGCUCGGGAGGCAGUUGGAUAAACUCCCGCCUGAGACCCGCAGGAACAUCCUGAACCUCGGCGGGGUCGCGGCGGGGUCGGCGUUCCGGCCCGCGCCUCACUUCCUGUCCCGUGGCACGCCGUCCCCCGAAGGCCCCGAUGGAGACCGGAAGGGGGCCGGUCCGCGUGCGGUGGACGCCACAGAGAAGGACACGCUUCCUUUCGCCAAGGACGCCGCUAAGCUCCGCCCAGAGCUGCGGCCUCGCCCCCCCGAAGGCGGCGGGCGCCCCCCCGAGACAUCAGAGACUUUAGAGCCGUCGGACCUGAGUGCGUCCAGCCUGCAUCUCACGCUGCCCCCUGGUGGCGACGCCCAGCGGGUCCGAUACAGCAGGAAGUCGGCCCACGGGGCGGCGCCGGGGGCGGAGCCAGACGCCGUCCUGUGACGCUCGACAUUCCCCAUUUGCACAAUAGUUUUUUAUGGAGAAAGUUAUUGUUGUCUUAUUUUUAUUGUAUUUCUCAAACACGAUUAUUUUAUAAAAAGACAAAUCGGUACUUUUUUAUAUUC
Molecule: messenger RNA, 4346 nt
Organism: Pseudoliparis swirei
Lineage: Eukaryota; Metazoa; Chordata; Actinopteri; Perciformes; Liparidae
Gene: atp10a
Product: ATPase phospholipid transporting 10A
Exons: 21
Coding region: 19-4224 (1401 amino acids)
Biological process (GO): phospholipid translocation
Cellular component (GO): plasma membrane
Molecular function (GO): ATP binding; ATPase-coupled intramembrane lipid carrier activity; ATP hydrolysis activity
Source: RefSeq, a predicted model, not a curated record